AUGGGCAGCCCCAGUAUGUUUGAGACAUUGUUCAGUCCUGUGCAUCAGCCUGGCUCAGGUCUUGGAUUGGCAAUGGUCUGUGCAGAUGAAAAAGUGCAGUUUCCAUGUGCAAUAAAGAUUACAUGUGUGACCAAGGAUCUGUGCAAAACAAGUGGUGCAGAUAAGAAGUCAGGAGGGAAGGAUGGAAAAAUUAGGGAAACUGAGUGUGCACUUGUACGCAUAGAUCCUCAGGAACAUGUGCUGAAGAAAAUUGGAAUUUCCUUAACUGGUUACAAAAGUUAUUUGGAUUUGGAGGAAGUCACCUCUCCAGACAUAGCUGUGUUGCAGGACAUCUCAUAUGAUUUUGGGGAGCUACUGGCAGAAGAGUGGAACGACACAGCUGCACUUCAUUCUCAUAGCCCAAACUCAGAUUCCACUGGGAACUUGGCAGGCAAAAAUAGGAGCAAUUGUCAUAAUAAUGAUGAAGGUAACGGGACAGAAUCAAAUAAUGCUACUCUUGAGAAAAAUCACUUUAACUUCCAAUUAGAAAAAGUGAAAGAAAAUGUCAAUUUAACUAUGUGUGAAAAUGAAAGAAAACCAGAAAACAGUUUAUACUGCUCAUCAAUGGGUUCUGCUUUGAAUUUCUUGAAAUUUCUUGGUGUUAAUGGCACGCCCACCGAAACCUUCUUGAAAGACUCAGUGAAUUCCUUUGAAAAGCUUUUUGACAACCAUUCCCUCUGGGAUAUCAACAUAAAGAAGAAUUUUGUCAAAAUUUUGCCCUUGGUUAUGAAGGGAAUAAGCUCAGUUGCAUUAUUAACAGCUCUUGCAUCUCCAGAAAGGCAGCCCCACACUGUGGUUCGAAACUCUACAGUGAUCCAAACUAAUCUCAUCAGUCCAGAAUCCUUUGCAAAGAAUGAAACGCUCAAGUUAGAAGCUCAAGGAGACCAAAUGGCCAUCCACCCCAGAGCAGUGGCUGCCACAACCACAGAUCCGGUUGCUGUGGCUUUUGUAUCGUACAGUGGGCUGGAAUCACUCCUAGAAGAGGCUUUACUGCAGAAUGAAACUUUACUGGACAACGAAAUGCUGAUGAAUGUUCAUGUGAACUCUAGGCUGGUAAGCGCUUCCACCAGCAGCAGCAUAAGGAACAUCUCUAUCCCGGUCAACCUCACUUUUCAGCACCUCAAGAUCAGAGUUGCCCACCAGAGGGGAAUCUGUGUCCACUGGAACUCUGGUGCCUUGUCCCGUCGUGGUUGCCAAGAGCUCUUUUCUAACAUCACUCAUUCGGGAUGCAGCUGUCGGUAUCUGUCCAACUUUGCUCUGCUGAUGGCCACAACUCAUAAACAAGGAGAUCCAAUCCUCUCCAUCAUUAGCUACCUCGGAUUGUCCAUCUCAGUCAUCUGUCUCUUCCUGUGUAUUGUCACAUUUCUCUUCUGCCGCUCCAGCCACAACAGCAGCACCUUCAUCCACCUACAACUGAGCCUCUGCCUGUUUUUCGCUGACCUCCUCUUCAUAACUGGAAUAGAUCAAACAGACCACAAGGUAUUGCAGAACCUGGAAGAAGGUGUGAUACUCUGCUCACCUGAGAGAUAUCUGAUCACAUCUGAGUGUGUCUCCUACCUGGUUUAG
Messenger RNA from Candoia aspera, 1605 nucleotides. RefSeq names its product adhesion G protein-coupled receptor E3-like. Gene Ontology annotation, biological process: adenylate cyclase-activating G protein-coupled receptor signaling pathway. The record is from RefSeq and is a predicted model, not a curated record. Lineage: Eukaryota; Metazoa; Chordata; Lepidosauria; Squamata; Candoiidae. Gene Ontology annotation, cellular component: plasma membrane. Gene Ontology annotation, molecular function: G protein-coupled receptor activity. Bases 1 to 1605 code for a protein of 534 amino acids. The transcript has 13 exons.